Molecule: messenger RNA, 4772 nt
Organism: Ceratitis capitata (Mediterranean fruit fly)
Lineage: Eukaryota; Metazoa; Arthropoda; Insecta; Diptera; Tephritidae
Product: zinc finger protein 33A
Exons: 4
Coding region: 592-2229 (545 amino acids)
Biological process (GO): regulation of DNA-templated transcription
Molecular function (GO): DNA-binding transcription factor activity, RNA polymerase II-specific; RNA polymerase II cis-regulatory region sequence-specific DNA binding
Source: RefSeq, a predicted model, not a curated record
AUAUAUUUGCUAAAUUUUUGGCAAUGGCUAUGUGUGAGGAUUUUAAAAUUUCAUAAUUCAGUGGAAUCUCUCGACCUACAGCAACUUGAACGAUUUAUGUGCAAAAAAUAAAAAAUAAUAAAAUAAAAUACUUUAAAAACUGUAAAUUGAAAUCAGACGUUUUAUUUAAUUAAAUUAAAACUUUUUUUAAAUCCUGACAAUACUGUUAAAAAUUAACAUUCCUGUGCCUACUUGAAGCCUUGUGCUUGCGCUCGGUGGUGUUUAAUAGAAAGUUUCAGAGCAUUGGCACGCGGUCCCACAUACAUACAUACAUACAUACAUAUUAUAUAUACUCGCACAAACAUAUGCAUAUUGUCGCCGCGUUGGCCGUUUCCCGUCUGCGCGGCUGAAUCAUCCAUCUAAAUUCUGCCUGCUGCUGUUGUACAGAGCAAGUGCUUCCACAGAAAAAUUGAACACAAAUCGCCAAUAAUAAUUUAGCAAAAGACAUACAUACACGUACAUACACAUAGAUAUUGACGUGUUGGGACAAAAACAAAACGAAAAAUUUUAUCUGCAUUUCUUAGGACUAACCUACUACAAUACUCCAUCAGGAUGACGAAGGAACAAGCAACCGCGAUACCAGAGGAGUUGUAUAACCUCACUCAACUCGCUGAGGUCACGCUGGCCGCCGGAAGACUUAGCACAACCAAUAUAGCAGAAAUUAAAGACUACAUUAAACGUCAUACUUCAUUGGACUACAUAACUGAAGAGACGCCGGUAUCUGCAACCACACACGACAACCAAACGUCAGAAGACAACGUGCUGAUGGCAUCUACAACAAAUACAAACAAUGAGUUUAACAGUGGCUUGUGGCAUAACAGCGAAGACUGCAACACCUCAAGCAAACAAUAUGAGCACGAAACAUUUCAUAGCCAACAAAAAGAACAGCAAAACUAUAAAACAUCACUAACGGUGCAGAGAACAACAUUCUACUCGUCUUCGGAUGAUGAUUCUAAUUACUAUAGUCACAAAGUUUUCGAUCGUAAGAAAUUGCGUCGGUCUACAAUCUCCGAUCAUUCGCGCUAUGAUGAGCAUUCCUGCAGCAGUUUGCCAAGUUGCAGUAGCGACGAACAUUUCAUGGGUUCCUCAGGUAAUUCGUGUAACUCAGAGGGCAGCAAGUUGAGUGAUGGGGCUGAGGGUAGUGCCAGUGUUGGUAAUUUGCUCGAAGAUGAACACAUAUGUCCAGAAUGCGGCAAGAAGUAUUCGACAUCGUCCAAUUUAGCACGACAUCGACAAACGCACAGGUCAAUAAUGGACAAAAAAGCACGACGAUGCCCGUACUGUGAGAAGGUCUACGUCUCAAUGCCCGCCUUCAGUAUGCACGUGCGUACGCACAAUCAGGGCUGUGAGUGCCAGUAUUGCGGUAAAUGUUUCUCUCGACCAUGGCUGCUGCAGGGACACAUACGCACGCAUACCGGCGAGAAGCCCUUCAAAUGCAACGUUUGCGACAAAGCAUUCGCGGAUAAAUCCAAUCUUCGUGCGCACAUACAGACCCACUCUAAUACAAAGCCACAUACCUGCGGUCGCUGCGGUAAGGCCUUCGCGCUGAAAUCCUAUCUCUACAAACACGAAGAAUCUUCGUGCAUGAAAAAUCAUCAGCGUACAGCUGAACGUAGUGAGGCGUCGCGCGCAAAUCGACAUUCAACACACACAACCACAACCACAAACCCUAUGCCACAUCACAGCAAAACUGUGGACACACAGCCGCUAUCGGAUUCGGCCAAGUCGACGUUGGCUACAAAAUUGUUGCAGAAAGAAAAAGAACGCCGUCAAGUUAGCUCACACGCCUAUGCCGACUUCACGCCGGAACCAAUACAGAAACCAUUCGAAAUUACCACAAUAUUGACGCUAACCGACAAUAGCGGCACAAAUAAAGCGAAUCCAGUGUCGGAGAAGUCAUACACCAUGCUUACAAGUCCCAUGACCCAGGAGGAAUAUGAACAUUUCAAACGCAUCAGUGUCAUCCAAUCAGCGUCAUCAAAUGAUCUAGUCUAUCGUGAGCAGAUGAGUGGUACCCAGGUUCUGGGCGAGGCUGCUGUACAUGUGCCAAUAUUAAAUAGCGAUUUCAAGACUCAGUUUCAAGGACAAACUCAAGAACAACCGGUUGAUUUUUCACCCAAAAAUAAUUUCACACAUUCGAUAAAGACGAGCCCCUUCGAGUUGACCAGUAACUAUGCUAUACUGGCCUAAACUGAGCGGUGGCAUGGUAACCGACUUUAAUAGUUCAAAAAGACAAAAUGAAAAUUUGAAAAUUUUAGACUGUUUGUAUGCUUGGAAGCUGAAGGUAUUACGUCGCAGAUAUGCUUGAGUUCGAUGUAAUUAGUAUUCAAGGAAAUGACGUGAAUGAAUUGAAUUGAAUUGACGGUUUGAGUUUGAACGCCAAUUAUUAUCUGAUUUUUAUGAUAAAUACUCAUGCAGAGUCAAAUGUUAACAAUGUUCUGAGUAAAAUGGUAUUUUGUGGUUAAGUACUUCCGGGUCUAACAUGGAAAACGCAAUUUUUAAAUUGGACUUAUUUAUCAAAGAGACUCAACACCAGCGCAUCUCUAACAUCAUUUCAAUACCACUUUUAUCUCGAAAUUUGCUUCAGUUUCAGCUAUAAGCUCUUCAUUCAAAUGAAAUUUGUUAUUGGUGAGCAUUUCUGACAGGAGCCAUUAGUACCUGGGCCCUAAAUGCGGUGAAUAUGGGAGCAAUUGGAAGCUUACUUUAUGUAGUUUUGCCGUUGUUUUGAUUGACUUGUGACACGGUGGGUGUGCUCUUGAUCAAGCAGAACACUCAGUUGUUGGUACUUCCCUCUCAAGGUGUUCGUUUACAUCACGCACAACCGAAACACAAGCUCAUAACUGAUUGGCAUGCUUUCGAGCGCUUUGGAUGAGGCUCAACAGUUGUUGAUCACUCAGUUGACAAUCGCUUUGAUUUCGGAAUGAAGUGAUACAUCCAACGAGCAAACGGGGUAAACAGUUUGAACACAGCCUUCCUAAAGCAAUAUAAAGGCAACACGUGCUUUUAAUAUCUUUACGAUUCCAUUUAACUCAUACAACUUCCCUUCUUUUAGCUGCCUAUUUUUCUCGAAAGGAUGAUCUUUCAUGGAAGUCAGCACGUUCAGGGUAUACAAGUACCGGCUGUAGGCUUUUUAGCCUAUAACCGUUUCGCUCUUCUCUUGUGAGCCAUCAUCCAAAGCUUCUGGAUUUAUCGUUCUUUUGCGACCCAUAGGCGUUCUAACUAGUUUUGUGGUACACCACCCAUCACCAGCGUCAUAUACUUACCUGCUGACCUAAAAGGAGUUUGGUCGCCGAAAGGGUAAUAAAAUCUGGGUUAAUUAUGAUGUGAGAAUCGGCUGUGCUCUGCCAGUGAAUGACGUUCUCGGAACCUAAGCAUUGCAAACGAAAAGCUCAAGCUACUUAGAUUGGCGCAAGUUAGAAUUUGAUAUUCUAGUAGACUCCAAAAUUUGACAUCGACAUACCCAACGUAUGUCCUGCAUGCAAUGUGGCCACGCACGAUACUAACCACCUCUUUGCAUGCCCUCUAAAACCAACUCAUCUAACCCCAUUGCUUGUGGGCCGAGCCCGUGGAAACAGCUUGUUUCCUGAACCACACGUGAGAUGACCUCGGUCCCAUAGACUAACUGCUCCUAAGUUGGGUUAGCGAAACGCUACAACAACAUCAGCGUCAUAUAGUAACAGUUUAGGUAUUUAGAGAUAACUCUUAGCUAAUAGCGCGUUGUUCACAUGUCGCGCGCUUAUUAUAUGUGACCAACAGGAAGAGUUAAAAACAUUAUUAUUGAUUUUCGGCGAAUUAUGGGGCUCUUGUUCUAGAUGUCGCUCUAGUCGUACGCAGAUAAAUCGUUCUAAUAACUUUUUAGGCGUAUGCAGAAUGCAGAGGGCAAAAUUUAUCAUAAUUUCGGAAAGAGAAAAUCUCCCCAACUGCGGGUAAAGAGCUUCGUGCAAUUUUUGGGACCUUAUAGGGACAUCCAUCUAGCGCUUGUGUUUUUGUAUUUUCACAACUCAAGAAUUGCAACCUUUUGGUGAUCAGUGGUACGUCUAUGAACCGUUCGGUUCUCUGCUUGUUUUUCAAUUGUGUGAGACAGGCUGGAGCUUUCUCUUUGUUAUCCUUGAUUGUUGUUUCAUUUUCACUUACUAAGCAUCGUGCCAAGGGUGGACGUCCAGUGCAUUCUUCGCCUACGAUGUCUCUGUGACAACGUUUGAAGUUAGUAAACCAAGCACUUUCUAAAAAAAAUCUUUGCUGAAAUUGAGGAAAAAAUUCUCUAAUCUUUCGUUGUAAUUGGAAUUGCUAUAGAAAAAUGUAGCGCUUUAGUCCAGUCUACUUAACCUUCGUAUAAUUUUUGUGAACUAACAUAAUUUUUUUUUAUUUGUUUAUGAAAAACUUUUACUUAGAACAAGGAAAACAUUUGAAGUUGUGGGUGUAAAUAAAGAAAAAAAAAUUGUAUAAAAAAACUUAUGCACUGGUCGUUUAGUAGAAAACUGAUUGUGAUAAUUAUGAAAAAAAAAUAAAAAAUAGUUGUAGCUGUUUAAACAUUAUGUGCUAAACAAUAUGCAAAAUGUUGCAAAUUACAUAACUUCUGACUAAGAUUGUAACAGACAUUGCUUAUUUAAUUAAUUAUUAAUUAUCUAUGUAAGUACAUGUGAGAUGUAUUGUACACAGGAAAUCUACAUACGUAUAUAUGAAACUUAUUUAGAAUAUUAUUUGUUUGUGUAAUCGAAGUGCAAAUAUCCCAU